CGAAUAGGAAAAGAAAAUGAUUGUAAGUUAUCAUUCGAUAUCUGCCACCUCACUAUUUAACAUUCGCCACAUCAUGAAAAAGUUAUAUAUUUUUAAAUUCUGUCUCAUGUGCACACGUGUCCGAUGUUUUAUAAAGAGAUAUAAUUAUGACUAAUAAUCUACCAGAAGUUAUAAAAAUGGAGAAGAAAGAAGCCUACGACAAAACAGCGACGCUCGACGAAGCGAUGUUCGCUACAGGUUUUGGAGUCUACAACAUCUUACACAUGCUUCUCAGCGGACUAAUCCUAAUGGGGGUGAUCAUGCAAAGCUUAGCUUUGGGCUACGUGUUACCAGCCGCCCAAUGCGACCUUGACCUGACGCUGCAGCAGCGCGGCUGGCUAGCUGCUAUACCUUUUUCUGCCAUAAUCCUAACUUCGUACUUCUGGGGUUGGCUGGCCGACACGCGCGGGCGCCGUUUCGUCAUGCUUUUCUCCAUGCUUAUCUCCACCGUAUUUGCGGUUCUCGCCAGCUUUUCACCGGAGAUCAUCUCCUUUGCCGUACUGUCCUUUACGUCAGCUGUCUUCAUGGCGGGACCAUCGUCAGUGGUGUACACGUACUUAGGAGAGUUUACAAACUUACGUCACAGAGAUAAGAUUGUCGCUUUUGGAUCUUCGUUUGUCGGAAUCGGCACAAUAGUACUACCAGCUGUCAGCUGGCUGAUUCUUUCUAUAGACAUAGCCCUACCUAUAAAUUUUCUAAACAUAACCUACCGGUCGUGGCGUCUCUUGGUCAUCGCAGCCAACCUGCCCCUUGCUAUUGGUUUUGUUCUGCUCCUCUUUGCGCCAGAAAGUCCCAAGUUUUUAAAUGCAUCUGGACAGCAAGAUGCUUGCUUGCGAGUUCUCAGACAGAUGUAUGCAGUCAAUAAACGUUUACCGGAAAAGAAUUAUCCCAUUAAAUCCCUUGUCGAAGAAGCACAUACAGUCAAAGCCCUCGAGAAUAGUGGACUUACAGCUGUAUUCAAAUCAAUGAAGGACCAGACUCUGCCCCUCUUCCAGGUUCCGUUGUUAAAGUGGACUUUGCUUAUUUGCUUCAUUCAGUUUGGACUGUUUGGCACGACUAAUGGUUACUACGUUUGGUUCCCGACAAUUCUGAACUCAGUGGCCAACCACGACGGUGAGGCAGCUGGAAUAUGCGCAAUUCUAGAUGCUCACCAAAAAUCGCCUGGAAAUGGCACUGACGUGGCAUGUGACGACACUAUGAAUACGACAACCUUCGAGCUCUCCAUUUACAUUGGCCUGGUCUUCAGCUCAAUGUACAUCAUCGUUGGUUUCUUGGUGGACUUUAUGGGGAAGAAACUGAUACUUCUGCUAGUUCUCUCCAGCACUGGACUCUGCGGGAUUGGAGCUCACCUCGCUCCAAACCAGAACAUAGCCGUGGUUCUUUUCGCGAUAUUCCAGAUGUGUGGAGCGUGUAUUGGUCUAACUAAUGCGGUUACUGUAGAACUCUUUCCGACUAAAUACAGGGCGAUGGCCAUCUGCUUAUCAAUGAUGAUGGGUCGCGUGGGUUCUAUGGCGGGCUCCAACCUCAUCGGCAUGUUCCUCUCCACCAACUGCGGACUUAGCUUUUACAUUUUCGGGGGACUUAUUUUAUCGUGCGCUCUUCUUUGUUUCACAUUACCCGGGAAAAGUGACAGUGCGCCGAAAGAAAUAAAAACGGAUCCCACACGAAAUCAAACCCACGAACCUGCUUGAAAACGAUGAAUAUGAAUCAAACGAAUCAUGCUGCUACCCGCAUCGGUGCGUCACCAGCUUCAAUUUCUUAUGUAGUCCGGAGAUAUUGCAGCAUAUUUUUUUGACUGAUCUAACUGUGGCUGUGAUUAAGUUUUAGAUAGUUUAAGAUGGCGCCAGGGACUUAAUUAAAUAUGUAAAAAUCGUUUUUAUUACAUAUCUAAUUAUGUCCCAUUCGUUAAGUAGCGGUGUUUAAUAAUGUUUACAAGUAAAACUAUUUAAAUAACAGACUCGACCCUUCUUCAUAGAUAAAACAUCAAAAAGACUACUGCGCAUAUAAUGCCGGGGUCUAAUAUAAUAAUAUAAUAAAGAGAUUAUGAGAUUAUGAUUUACGUUUCGGUCAAUUGUCACCGCUGCCGGAAACCAAACCUUUUUGCUGAAUAUUUUAGUGGCCCUCUCCAGUUUACAAGCUCAUUCCCCGCUUUCCAUGGAGCUUAAUAAUAAUUUUCCCAAUUUGUCGCCGCAGUAAUUAGGAAGCGUGAUUGAUAUAUUCCGAUUUAAUAAUGUACUAAAACAGAUUAAUUAAUGGAAACCAAAAUGUCACUUAAUUGUAUUUUAAUAAUGUUUUAUAAUAUUUCAGUUAUAAUUAUACCAUUCCUAAGCUGUAAAUAAAUAAAUAAUUACCCAAAAAAGGUUUGAACGACUUUUAGCUUAAAUUAUGAAUAGGUAUAUUGUUGAUAUUUCAAGGUUCACAUACGCGAUAGAAAGUUUGAAACUCUUACUGACAUUUCGUAGCUACCUACCAAUUUCUUUAAAAAAACAGUUACACAAAUUCCAUUCAUUGCCUAGCAACUAAUAGACCAGGAUCGAUAAUGUUUGAAACCAAAAA
This is a messenger RNA of Pieris rapae (cabbage white), 2595 nucleotides long. Its product is annotated as synaptic vesicle glycoprotein 2B-like. Gene Ontology annotation, molecular function: transmembrane transporter activity. The transcript is spliced from 11 exons. Lineage: Eukaryota; Metazoa; Arthropoda; Insecta; Lepidoptera; Pieridae. The coding region runs from base 147 to 1730 and encodes 527 amino acids. Gene Ontology annotation, biological process: transmembrane transport. The record is from RefSeq and is a predicted model, not a curated record.